This is a messenger RNA of Leptopilina heterotoma, 2689 nucleotides long. Its product is annotated as haloacid dehalogenase-like hydrolase domain-containing 5. Gene Ontology annotation, biological process: glycerophospholipid biosynthetic process. The record is from RefSeq and is a predicted model, not a curated record. Lineage: Eukaryota; Metazoa; Arthropoda; Insecta; Hymenoptera; Figitidae. The transcript is spliced from 3 exons. The coding region runs from base 156 to 1343 and encodes 395 amino acids. Gene Ontology annotation, cellular component: mitochondrion.
GUGUGGUGUCUGUGUGCCUCUUGCGUUUGUGCAUGUGGUAAUGUGUUCGAUAUAAUCUCAAAUAAAAUUGAAUCCCAUUAUGUGUGACUUGUGAAUAUAGGAUAUUUUUUAAGUUCCAUUUUUUCGAAAAUUCCUAAUUAUCUUUCGCCAACGAUAUGGCGAUUCUACAAAUUCUAAAACGACCUGCCAUAAUACGUUUUUUUGGUAUUAAACAAUUGAGUAGCAAGUCAAAAUUUGGCCUUCUCUUCGACAUCGAUGGCGUGAUUGUUCGAGGAAAAAAUGUCUUGCCCCCCGUUCGUGAAUCCUUUUCACGUCUCAAAGGACCGGAUGGGAAAUUUCGUGUACCCACUGUUUUUGUGACAAACAGCGGUAAUGCCUUACGAAGUGAAAAGGCAGCAGACUUAACGAAUUGGACAGGAAUCGAGGUGUCCGAGGAUCAAGUGAUAAUGGCACAUUCUCCGCUCCAGAUGUUUCAUCAGUUUCGUGAUAAACAGGUUUUAAUAUCUGGCCAGGGGAAAAUUCGUGAAAUAGCUAAAGAAUUAGGUUUUAAUAAGACAGUAACGAUAGAAGAAUUAGUGAGAAAUUAUCCAAAUUUAGAUUAUGUAAAUAAAGAUAAGCGAGUUGCAGUGAGUGGUCCUGUGGAUCCAAAUUUUCCAACGAUAGAAGGCCUUCUUCUGCUUAGCGAGCCUAUAACAUGGGAAACACCGUUGCAAUUAAUGGUGGAUCUUUUAAUGACAAAUGGUAAACCAGCAACAAUGCCACCGUCAAUUCCAUAUCCGCACAUUCCCGUAUUGGCGUGCAAUAUGGAUUUAUUGUGGGUUUCGGAGGCGCCAAUUCCUCGCUAUGGACACGGUGCUUUUCUACUUUGUCUCGAAAAUUUGUACAAAAAAGUCACUGGCAAGGAUAUGGUUUACACUGCACUUGUUGGAAAGCCUAGCGAAAUAACUUAUUACCAUGCAAAUCAUAAAAUUCUAGACCAUGCGGAAACUAUCGGAAUAAAUCAUAAUGUAGAUACUAUUUAUGCUAUAGGUGACAAUAUUAACACAGACGUAUUUGGUGCUAAUUUAUAUGACAAGUAUUUGGCGCGUUAUACAAAAGGAAAAGGAACGAAGACUCGAACUCUGGAAAGCCUUUUGGGAAAUAAUAUCACGGGACCCAGCGCAAAGGCUUGCAUCAGUAUUUUAGUGGAAACUGGAGUUCAUAAACGAGAUUCCAAUUUCAUAAUCGAUCAUUGUCCGAGAGACUUUCUGCCACUUGAGGAGGGUUUAUGUAAACCAGCUUUUAUAGUAAACGACGUAGGCUGUGCAAUAGAUUUAGCCUUCAAGGAGGAAAAUUUUGAUUGAGGCCUAAAUUCGAAUAGCAAACAAUUCCUAUUUUUCAGCAAGAUAUAAUGUGAUAAAGAAAAGUAAGGUACGAAUUCGUUUAUUGAAUAUUUCAAAAUCAAAAAAAAACUUGCUUAUCGUACGUUUUCAAUUACAUUAAAUUAAAAUCUAAAAACAAAAUUUAUUUUUGUUAAAUGCAAUAUCUUUAAACUUGAAUUUUUUAAAGACUUUUUAAAGAUUAUAAACACAUUUUAAAAUAAUUUAAAGAUAAUUAAUUUAAUGUAAUUUUCGACUUUUAAUGAUAUUUUAAUUAAGAAGACAAAGUCAAAUUUCCCAACGAUUUUAAUUAUAUAGUUUGACGAAAGAUAUGUAUUGUUCGCCAGACAAUUUUUUUUUUAAAUCUUUAAUAACUUUGAAAUUCUCUCAAUUGAAAAAGAAAUUUUCUGGCAAAUUGGCUAAUAAAUAUCUAGUCUCUACAUAAAGUAAAUCGCAAUAAAGCGAUAAAAGUCAUGACAAAACUGUUUUCAAUAUUAAUCUUUGAUUAAAAUUUAUUUUUUGAAACCAAUCAUUUACAGAACAGUUGACAUUUUUUUGUUAACUUUUACAGAGUAUAUGUUUUUUAGUUUAUUUUACAUUAUUAGACAAUUCGCUUACAAUUUUAUUAAAAUUGUAAGCGAAUAAACAAAUAUUUUAAUUUUUAACAAUUAUGUCGAAAUAAAUUUUUUUUAGAAUUAUUUCUAAACGUACAAAAAUGAUAAAAAUAGGAAAAAAAUGUUUUUAGAAACAAUGUGACUUAUAAUUCUAUGUGGCUUUUCCGCAGAGUUUUAUGAUAUUUUAAAUACGUUUUUGUGUUUAAAGUGCACGUUAAUGACUUUUACAAAGUUUUGGAUGAUUUUUUUUCUUUUAAUUACCGCAACAAUUAUAGCACUCGACGAAUUAAUAAUAAAUGAGGCUCGAUAUUGUCGACUGGAAGUAAUUUAUCACUUCCUAUAAAAUAGUUAAUCAAACAAAACAAGAAUGUCAAUUCUUUCGCAAUCGUUAGAAAAAAAUGUACCGAUUUUUAGAAAAAGUACAUUUUAUUCAAAUAUAUUUUUUAAAAAAUAACACUCGAGUACUUAACAUAUAAAAUUAAAAUCCUCGAUUAUUAUUUGUUAAAAGAAGAAAAACACUGGCAACUAUUAUACAAAGAUCGGAAAAAUAAAAUUUUUAAUCUUUAAAUAGAUGAAUAAUGAUAAAUUAAAAUAGCUCGAAAGUUUAAAAUCCGAUCCUCGAGGCUUAUAGACACUUUAGGAUUUAGAAAAAUGUACAAAUCAGAGUUAAUUAAUAAUUUGUAAAAUAUAUGUAUAUAUACUUGAUACACACACGUA